AUGAAUCGUUCCCAUCCAAAGUCCUCUCUUUCAUCACAAUCGCCGUCUGAAAUGAAAUCUCCUCCCGUCAAAACAAACACCAGCAAUAACAACACCUUGUCAACCUCCUCCGGAUCCGUGUUAACAACAGUCUCUCCCUCUCAUCCACAUUUUGCUUCCACACAACGACGAGCUUCCAUUUCAUUUCCAUCUUUUCAUCCUAAAGAUUCCACAUCAUCGCCGUCUCCAUCCAGUAGUUCGUUCCUCUCCUCUUGUUCUUCUUCUUCCGAUUUACAUAACAUUCCAGAUGAAAUUCUCCUCACUCAUUUACUCAAACAAGGAAAGAAUCAUAGCAAGAUCGGAGCAAUGCUUUCCGUCAUUCCCAUUCUCUUCAUUUCAUUAUGUUGUUGCGAGGGAAAAGGUUGUCUUGUGUUUCUUGCGAUUGCCCUCUUUGAAAUCUUCUUACAGAUUGCCAUCAAUGAAAUUCGAAAGGAAACUCUUCAAAGUUUUAUUCGAUGGCAAUUCACGAAAUUAGUCUUAGUGCUCAUGGCGCAGAUUCCUCUUCAACUUUACUAUGGAUGCAUGUUUCCAAUGUAUUUACUCACUACUUUCAAAAUUCUCAUCGUCUCGAAAAACUUUUGCUUUAAUAUUCGACUCUUGAUCUUCGCAGGAUUGUUCCUUGUGCUCGGCACGAGUGCAUCCAUGUUUAUUGCCUAUUUCAUACAAUCCUUCCUUCAAAGUGCUUUAUCAGAAAAGACUUGGCUUUAUCCUCUCAAUCCAACAUCUCUUAACCAAUUAAGAAAUUCUGUCUUGAUUAGGUUAAUUGAAAUAUUUGUCUUACAAAUUAGUGUCAUGCUUGGGGGUUACCUCUUCUCUGAAUCUCUUAUCCAAACCAAUCAAGAAUACACUCGACAACAAGUUGAGAUCACCCGAGAAAAGGUGAAAAACUUUGAAAAGACAAAAUUCAUUGCCAACUUGAGUCAUGAAGCUCGAAAUCCCAUUCAUUGCAUUUUAGGAAGUCUCCAAGUAUUGAGUCAUCAUUUUCAUGCUGAAAAGUGCUCACAUGGAUGUGAACAUUGUUUAUUGAACAAUUCCGCCAUUGCAGAGACAAUGCAAGACAUUAAGGAGAAUGCAACCUUAUUACUUCACAUCUUGUCUUCAUCGUUGCAAUUGACUUCCUUAGAAAUGGAUAAAAUAGUUCUUAAGAAUGAAGAAUUCUCAUUGAUCAAUUUGACUGAUUCGUUAGUCGGUGCUUUCUCUCAUUUAGCUCAAGAAAAGAGAAUUUCCUUGAAUGCCUUUUGCAAUGCCAUUAAAGUUCCUCCCUUGCUGAAAGGAGACUCGGUCAGAAUUUCUCAAAUUUUGAUGAAUAUUGUGUCCAAUGCCAUCAAGUACACUAAAAAAGGAUUUGUGAGAGUGAAUUGUGACGUUCUGAAAGAAGACUCGCAAGAGUUACAGGAAAUUUCAAGUAACCUUCUCAUGAAUGUUCCGAAGAACAAGAACAUGGUCUUUGUCAAAAUUGAAUGCAUUGACACAGGUUGUGGAAUUACACAAAGUCAAAUGCAAAACAUCUUUCAACCCUAUCGUAUUAUUCCCACUGACAAUGAAGAAGAAACCUCUUUCGGCUUCGAACACUACUUUAAAAACAAUCGAUCCAUUCUAAAGUUGGACGAUGGUGGGAGUAGUGUGAUCCAUACGAAACGUACGGGUCUUGGUUUAAGCAUUUCCAAAAUGUUAGUAAGCAAAAUGCAUGGCAUUAUCAGUGUAGAGAGUUGUCCUCAUCAAGGUGGAACUGUGUUCACAAUUAUUCUGCCACUAGAAAUGGUCACUGAAGAGCAAGAGGGUUCCAAGAAGAUCCAUAGUGACUCGAGUGGUUCACCACACAAUGAUUUAUUAUUGAAUCGAAUGGAACAUUAUGAUGAAAAGGGACAAUUAAGCACUCCUAUCGAACAAAGAGAUCGACCUCUUUGCAAUAUUUUCAUCAUUGAUCCUGAUUAUUGCUUUAAGGAAGUUUUGAAAGAUUAUUUGGCUCUUUUGAAACCAACAUUUCCAUAUGUGGCGAUUAAGGAAUUCAAUGAUUUGAAAUCUUUUCAAACUGAAUUGAAAUCUGGAAGCCUUCCAUCAGUGUUGGACUCUACAAUUACUUCCAUGGUGUUUAUUGACGAGAAUGAAUACGAUACUGCACGAAAAUGCCAAUUUUUCCAAAUGGAUGAAUGUCAUCUCCAAAUCAUUCCAACAAGAUUUCGAGGAUCCAUGAAACAAUUCUCCACCAACGUCAGAUGUCUCUCAAAACCUCUUCGCUAUUCAGACUUGCUUGAAAUCUUUCAACAUGCGGACCACAUGUUCCGACAUUUUCACACCUCGAAUGAUGAUUCCUUUCUGCAUCAUCAACGUCUUGAAAAGUCUCCAAGUCUUGAUCUCACAGUCUCCUCUUUAUCAUCUUCUUUGGAUCAAUCUCCCCAAGUUCAAACUCGACUCAACGUCCAUCAUUUUGUCACAACUCCAGCUGAAAAUGGACAUCCCUCUGUCGUGCAAGCUCCAACUAAUUCUCCACUCUUUUCACCCUCUAUUGAAAUUGCCAGUGGCCACCAUCUCUUGACCAAUAUAAAUCAUAAUAACACUUGUCAUCCUCAGUUUCCAUGCGUGCCGACGAAUCCUGAUUUCAGCAAGUUCUCAGUUCUCAUCGCUGAUGACAAUGCCGUGAAUCGAAAGGUUUUGGUGAAAAUGCUUCAAAUCAUUGGAUUUCAAAAUAUUGAUGUGUCCAACGAUGGAAAGGAAUGCUUUGAAAAGUAUCAACAAAAAUCGUAUGACCUUGUGUUGCUCGAUUGUAUCAUGCCUGUAUUGAGUGGAAAGGAAGCUUGUACCUUAAUAAGGAAAUGUGAAGAAGGACAUUCCACAAGAAUUCCAAUUGUUGCCAUCACUGCCAAUACUUGGGAAGUGAGAGAAACAUUGUUGUCACAAGGAUUUGAUGAUGUCUUGUAUAAGCCAUUAGUGUUGGAAACAUUCAGACAAGUGUUGGUGAAACUCUUGUCACAGCGAACCUUCCUUCCUCACAUGAACAAGUAA
Messenger RNA from Naegleria fowleri, 3042 nucleotides. RefSeq lists its product as uncharacterized. The coding region runs from base 1 to 3042 and encodes 1013 amino acids. NCBI's taxonomy places the organism in Eukaryota, Heterolobosea, Eutetramitea, Acrasida, Naegleriidae. Gene Ontology annotation, biological process: phosphorylation; phosphorelay signal transduction system. Gene Ontology annotation, molecular function: phosphorelay sensor kinase activity. The record is from RefSeq and is a predicted model, not a curated record. The transcript has a single exon.